Molecule: messenger RNA, 1849 nt
Organism: Silurus meridionalis
Lineage: Eukaryota; Metazoa; Chordata; Actinopteri; Siluriformes; Siluridae
Gene: msx2a
Product: muscle segment homeobox 2a
Exons: 2
Coding region: 449-1153 (234 amino acids)
Biological process (GO): embryonic morphogenesis; regulation of transcription by RNA polymerase II
Cellular component (GO): nucleus
Molecular function (GO): DNA-binding transcription factor activity, RNA polymerase II-specific; RNA polymerase II transcription regulatory region sequence-specific DNA binding
Source: RefSeq, a predicted model, not a curated record
AAUUUUCCAGGUGAAAUGAUUCACACUAAAUGGGAUAAAUGUAUAUACUUGAGGGCACCACAGUGAACUAUGAUGGUUUAUAUGCUGUGAAACGAAUUUAUGUUAUGUUACGUUAUGAAACGCAAAGUCCAGCGCGUGUCCUAUCUCCUCACGUUAAUCAGGUAUAAUGGACUAAAUGAAUGCGCUUAAAACGAGCCAAUGGCACGCACACACUUCCCUUAAUAACUUUGUGUUUUUUUUCCUUGGCUGGGCGGUGACGGUGACUGCCUCCAACUUUGCUCCGGGAUGCUCUUCAAACGCUGAGAACUUUUGAGCUUAGUGCACGAGAGAGUCUGCCACUUGCGGGAGCACCGAGCCGCAUUCUUAUUCUUUUCUUUCUUUCUUUCUUUCCUUCUUUUUUUUUUUUUUUUUUUUUGAGGCGCGCGCUUGAUUGUUCCGAGGGCGACGCAUGAGGCAAGGCAUGAGCGCGGAGCUUUCCGAAGACGCCGCGUGCUCGGCUCAGCGCGCCGCGAGCCUGCCGUUCAGCGUGGACGCGCUCAUGGCUCGCGCCGGAGCCAGGACGCCCGCGGAAACCCCUCGCUACGGGAACGCGCGCUCGACGCUGCUGUACGGGCCGCCUGCGCCGGAGGACCGCGUGCCCACGUCGCCCGUCAAGUCGGAAGCGUCAGACCGAGACGAAGCGGCCUGGUCCAAGUCCGCUUGCUCACCGCAGCCACGACACUUGGGUCCGAGCUCAUGCUCUCUGAGAAAGCACAAGACGAAUCGUAAGCCUCGAACUCCAUUCACGACGGCUCAGCUCCUGGCCCUGGAGCGCAAGUUCCGUCAGAAGCAGUACCUCUCCAUCGCAGAACGUGCUGAGUUCUCUAGUUCUCUCUGUUUGACUGAAACCCAGGUCAAGAUCUGGUUCCAAAACAGACGAGCAAAAGCCAAGCGACUGCAGGAGGCUGAGAUAGAGAAGCUCAAAAUGGCAGCCAAGCCCUCGACGCACUCGGGCCUGUCUUUUCCGUUUCCUCUUAGCAAUCAGCCACAGGGAGCAGCAGCACUCCUCUAUGGACAAUCGGGGCACUUUCCUUUACGUAGAUACAUGCUCCCUAUGCCUCCACUUGGGAUUUAUUCGACACCUUUGGCCUAUAGUAUGUAUCAUUUGUCCUGAGAGGCAAUAUGGAUUUUUCUUUUUGAUCCAAACUCAAGACUGUUUGUUGGUGCCUAAACAUCUUUGCCCAGUGGGAUGAUUUAUAAUCUAAGCAGUGUAUGAUGUGGCCAAAACAACAACAAAAAAAAUGCUAAACAGCUGUGUAUUUUUUAUUUUUAUUUUUUGAUAUAGUAGUAGCUUUCUAAAGGUUUUUAAACAGACGUUGUGUACCACAAAAAUCCUUACAGGCCACAGACUGGGGGGAGGCUACAUCUAAAUGCACCUUAUUAUAAAGACUAUGCAGGUUCAGAUGCUGGAUAUACUGAACUAUUUAAUUGAACUGGGUCGGUUGAAGGCCAAGAUUGAAUAAAAUGUUUGUUCUUCACAUCUAUUUUUUGUUUCUGGAGCAAUUCAAAAAGUAUAAGGGAGACCUGGACUUUUUAAAUCAGACAGGACUGUUGUGUAGGAAAUCAAUGUUUUACUUUUUUUUUUUUUUUAGGACAGAUUACAAAUCCAAAAAUCUUCAAGUGUUGUGCCACACUAUUUUAUUUCAAAGAAAUUGUUCAACUUAGAAAACUAAAUACGAUGUUUACACGCGCUCUAUAUACCCGUUCAUGACUUUGUGUAGUGGUCACAUACGUAUAUUUAUAUGAGGAAUAAAUGUAUCAUAAUAUGUUUUAUAACAUUGUUGCUUUUCAUUAAAUGAAACUUUCAGAA